AUGUUUUCCUCUGCCUUCUCUACUCUGUUGGCAUGCACUCCUGAGCGGCCAAAUCUGGGCGACUUGGUGACGACUGUGAAAGAGGUUUCGUGGGAUGAUUUGAAGCCCAUCUUGCUGAAACUGGACGUCCCGCUAAACAAGAUAGACGACGUGGAAAGGAGGCAUCCAACGAGCGAAAGUGAGAGAAAAACGAGGGCCCUGGAUAUCUGGCUGAAAAUGGACGUCGGUGCUACGUGGGAGAAGUUCAUCAGCUCUGCUCUGGAUGUCGACCCGUUCUGCGGAAAUCACAUCGCUAGUCGGCGCCCGUACCGGCCUAUGCAGCCUGCACAGCAACUCCGUCCCAUUCCAUAUGCAGGAGCGUCUGGAUAUUUUUCUGGCAGUGGGGCCUCGGGUUCAGCAGUAGAUCCUUUCUCUGGUGGCAUGCCCGAGGGUAUGCCUGACUUCGCCGAGGAUGCACAUCGACCUGCAACAAAGCCUAAGCUAAGAGACAAACCAACACUGGCCCAACUGAGGAAACUAACAGUACAUGGAGCCCAGCUCUGCAUAAUUAGAGAGGUUGCGGGAAAAUGGGACGAAAUUGCCAUUUCAAUGGAUUUCGACCCUAAUGGACACACACAGACAGCGAUAAACAAAGACUUUAGCACUGUACAGGAAAAGUGUACAGAGACGUUCAAGAAGUGGCUGCAAGGCAUGGGUAGCAGGCAGCCAGCCACGUGGAAGAAACUGGUAGAAAUACUGAGAGACUGUGAAUUUGCACCAGCUGGCUAG
Messenger RNA from Geodia barretti, 768 nucleotides. The record is from the annotation of a GenBank genome assembly. Lineage: Eukaryota; Metazoa; Porifera; Demospongiae; Tetractinellida; Geodiidae.